GAGAGGUUAGGGGAGAUGGUCAAUUUUGUAAGACGUUCUGGAGCGCAUCCAAGCCACAGCCCUAGGGAAAUGAGAGUCGCCUAGGGAGCGUUGUUCCUCUUCCCGUGAGUAUUCCUAAGAAACACCCAUGUGAUGCCAGGCAUCCAGUCUCUCUCUAAAGAUCUCAUACUCUGUGCUGUUUGGCUCUUUGGCCAGACUCUGUGGUCUCUUCCAUUAGCACAGUUGCAGCCCCUGAGAGAAGGUGCCAUGACCUUCACCUUCACAGCUCUGCUCUGUCUGGGUAAGAUUGGAAGAAGAGAAGGGGAUUACGGUCCACACAGCCAGGCUCUAGCCAAUCAGGAAACUCCGGGGUGUUUAAGUGGUUUCAGUGAAGUUGGAAGGCUUGCUUAUGUCAGCAUUAGGUGCAAAGUUCUGACAAGGGAUUCUCUUCUAGGGCUGAAUCUGGGCCAAGAGACCUCAGUGUUGGCAGGGAAUCCCUCCAAGCCAACCCUCAGUGUUCAGUCAGGACCAGUGGUUGCCAGAGGGAAGCAGGUAACCAUCUCAUGUAAGGUGACCACAGGGGCCCAGGAAUAUCGUCUUUACAAAGAGGGGGGUCCACAUCCCUGGCGCACACAGAACACAAUGGAGGUCACAAACAAGGCUGAGUUUUUGAUCCCAUCAAUGGAAAAACAAUAUGGAGGAAGAUAUCGAUGUUACUAUAAGACCCCUGUGGGAUGGUCAGUGCACAGUGACCCUCUGGAGCUCGUAGUGACAGGACUCUAUAGUAAACCCAGCCUCUCUGUCCAGCCCAGUGCUGUGGUGACCUCAGGAGAGACUGUUAUCCUUCAGUGUGGCUCACAGCUGAGUUUUAACAGGUUUGUUCUGACUAAGGAAGGAGAACAGAAGGCCUCCUUGAUCCUGGACUCAGUGUUUAUAAACUCGACUGGGCAAUUCCAGGGCUUGUUUCUUGUGGGCCCUGUGACCCCCAGCCAGAGGUGGAUAUUCAGAUGUUACGGCUAUUACGUCAUCAGUCCCCAGGUGUGGUCGGAACCCAGUGAUCCCUUGGAAAUACAUGUCUCAGAUACAGUUCAGCCUAUCUGGCCAUCACCAAACAUGUCAGACCCCCAGUCAGUCUCAAAGCCCCAGGAUUACACAAAGGAGAAUCUCGUCAGGAUGGGGGUAUCUGUCUUGGUCCUUGUACUCCUUGGCAUUCUGCUCUUUGAAGCUCAGCACAGCCAGAGACAGACCCAACACGCAGCCAGGAGAGAAAGUAGCACAUCUGUCAUGGUGGCAGAGACCUCGGAAUAAGUCUGAGGACUCACGUGGUUCUGUAAGAACAUCUGGGAAAUACAGUGGAGAACCGUUUUCAGAGAAUAUCUGGAGAGUAAAUGUGAUCUGAAUGCAGGGAAACAUUUGGAUGUUGUGGUGGAGAGGUCUUCUUCAGCAUAUCAUGAUGUUAUUUCUCCACCUAUAUCAGUGGUUCUCAAUCUGUGUCUUGCGACCCCUUUGGGAGACACAUAUCGGAUAUCUUGUGUAUCAGAUAUUCACAUUACAAUUCAUAACAGCAGCAAAAUUACAGUUAUGAAGUAGCAAAGAAAGUAAUUUUUAAAAAGGUUUAUUUAUUUAUUACAUAUACAGUGUUCUGUCUGCAUGCAUGCCUGCAGGCCAGAAGAGGAUACUAGAUCUCAUUACAGAUCGUUGUGAGCCACCCUGUGGUUGCUGGGAAUUGAACUCAGGACCUCUGGAAGAGCAGCCAGUGCUCUUAACCUCUGAGCCAUCUCUCCAGCUCCCAAGAAAGUGAUUUUAUGGUUCGGUGUCACCACAACAUGGGGAGCUGUAUUAAAGGGUCACAGCAUUACAAAGGUGGAGAACCAUUGGUCUAGAUGUAUACUUUAGCUGACUAUCUCCUAUCUCUUCACAUCUCCAGUGAUUCGGGGGAGGGAUAACUCUGUCCUGUAAAUUGGGUUUGGGUCACCACCCUUGUGUAGCUUCUGUUUUUCCUCCCUUUCAUGUAACAUUUUCCUUUGUGUUUUUGUGUUUCGAGACAGGGUUUCUCUGUGUAGUUUUGCGUCUUUCCUGGAACUCACUUUGUAGACCAGGCUGGCCUCGAACUCACAGAGAUCUGCCUGCCUCUGCCUCCCAAGUCCUGGGAUUAAAGGCGUGCACCACCACCGCCCGGCAACAUUUUCCUUUUUUUUAAAAGAUUUGUUUAUUUACUAUGUAUACAGUGUUCUGCCUGCAGGCCAGAAGAGGACACCAGAUCUCUUUACAGAUGGUUGUGAGCCACCAUGUGGUUGCUGGGAAACGAACUCAGGACCUCUGGAAGAGCAGUCAGUGCUCUUAACCUCUGAGCCAUCUCUCCAGCUCCCAUUUUCCUUUUUCAGAUGCUACCACAUUCCCCACCUGCAUCAUGAGCUUUCAUCUUCUCUAAUGAGUACCGAGAACUUGGCUGAAGUAGCAAAAAUCAUGCUCAAAAAUCACAGUCCAAAGUGGACAACAAGAUUGGAAUGCAUGUGGUCUCUUGAAACCUAGGCUUUCAACACAUACUCUUCGUGUAGUUUUCUUGAAACAUGGAGGCUUGCAGUCAACACGCUUGUAUUUGAAGAAACUCUCUGGUGUGGUACUGCUGACAUGGCUCUGAAAAUACAAUUUUUCUUAAUAAUAAUUAAAGAAGAGGCCAUGAAUUUGAUAGAGUGUGGGGAUACAUGGGAGGAGUUGGAGGAGAAAGAUGGAGGGGUGUAAAUGUUGUAAAUACAGUACUCAUAUAAUAAAUUUGGGAAAAAAUUAAAUAACUCCUCCCACAAUCCUGGUGCACACAGCCUUGCCUAAUUAUUGGCUAUAAUUACAGUAGCCACUUUAUAGGCAACUUCAUAAUACCAACUGAAUAUCAUUUAUUUGGAGUUUAGAAUUGAUGUAUGAAACAGAUAUAUUUUUUAACUUAAUUAUUUUUGUUCAUUUUACAUACCAACCCUCCUCCUUCCCCUCCUCCUGUUUUUUCUCCACCUCCCCCAAUCUACCCCCAUCCACUCCUCAGAAAGGUUAAGGCCUCCUAUAGGGAGUCAACAAGGCCUGGCACAUUCAGUUGAGGCAGGGCCAAGACCCCCACCCCCAUCAAGGCUGAGCAAGACAUCCCACCGUAUGGAAUGAGCUUCAAAAAGUCAGCUCAUGUACCAGGGAUAGACUCUUGUCCCACUACCAGGGGUCCCACAAACAGACCAGGCAACAAAACUGUCACCCACAUGCAGAGGUACUAGUUCAAUCCCAUGCAGGCUCCACAGCUGUUGGUCUGGUGUCUGUGAGCUCCCACAAGUUUGGGUCAUCUGUCUCUGUGGAUUUCCCCAUCAUGAUCUUGACUGCCCCUUGCUCCUAUAAUCCCUCUUCCCUCUUAUGGACUGGACUCCCACCGUAGCUCAGCCUGGUGCUUGGAUGUGGGUCUCUUCAUCUGCUUCCAGCAGUUACUGGAUGGUUCACUUUGUGCAAUUGAUGCAUGCAAUUAGAGUUUUUUUUCUCCAGGUCCCACCAAGCCCCGACAGUCCCAUAGCCCACUUAUAAAAUAAACAUACAGACGCUUAUAUUAUUUAAACUGCUCGGCUAUUAGCUCAGGCUUACCAUUGUCUAGCUCUUACUCUUAUACUCAGCCCAUUUCUGUUAAUCUAUACAUUGCCACGUGUUCUGUGGCUUUACCUGUUGUCUUUACAUCAUGCUCCCUGGACAGCAGGCUGGCAUCUCCUCCUCCCUGCCUUCCUGUUCUCUCAAUUCUCCUCUCUCCUAGUCUUGCCUAUACUUCCUGCCUGGCUACUGGCCAAUCAGUGUUUUAUUUAUCAAUCAAUCACAGCAGAUGCAGGCAGUGUCUGUGUUGAAACAGAUGUAUUUUUAAACUUAAAAUUCCAUUGUUCACUGCUAGUAUUUAUAAAAGCAGCUGGCGUGUAAAUGAGUCAAUUGUGAGCCACUUUGCUAUAAAUGCUGAUUAGUUCCAUGAAGUCAUUUUUGAAAAAUAAUUCAUUUCUGUGUUAUCUACAUUGAUACAAGCAAUUGUUCCUAAUAUGGGCCUUUAAUUUACUUACUGUCCUUAAUUAGUGUAAUAGUUAGGAAUUCAAGCACAAAGCUGAGCAACCUAUGAAGAGAAGGUAUAUUGCUGCCUUUUUCCUGAUUUAAAAUGAGAUUUUAUGCUUCUUAUUGUUAAAUGUAAUGUUAGUUUCAGCCUUAGUGUAUUAUCUUAUUCAGAUGGAAAAACUUCUCUAUUCCUAAUUUUCUAUGACUAUUUGUAAUGAAUGGGUGUGAGAAAUUGACAUUUCUUUAUCUACAUGAAUGCCUUCAUCAUAUAUGUUAUUUUUUCCUUUUUGAUGUAAUGGAUGAUACUAACUUCUGAAUGACCCAGAUUUACAAGCCUGUGUAAAUGCAUUGUUCAUGGUGUAUAAAUCUUUUGCAUAUAGUGGA
Peromyscus californicus insignis is the source of this 4416-nucleotide messenger RNA. RefSeq names its product leukocyte immunoglobulin-like receptor subfamily A member 5. The coding region runs from base 133 to 1287 and encodes 384 amino acids. NCBI's taxonomy places the organism in Eukaryota, Metazoa, Chordata, Mammalia, Rodentia, Cricetidae. Gene Ontology annotation, biological process: cytokine-mediated signaling pathway. The record is from RefSeq and is a predicted model, not a curated record. Gene Ontology annotation, molecular function: inhibitory MHC class I receptor activity. The transcript is spliced from 5 exons.